Musca domestica (house fly) is the source of this 8006-nucleotide messenger RNA. Its product is annotated as dual specificity protein kinase splA. Gene Ontology annotation, cellular component: nucleus. NCBI's taxonomy places the organism in Eukaryota, Metazoa, Arthropoda, Insecta, Diptera, Muscidae. Gene Ontology annotation, molecular function: RNA binding. The record is from RefSeq and is a predicted model, not a curated record. Bases 1412 to 3808 code for a protein of 798 amino acids. The transcript has 9 exons.
CCGUUAGCAUAGACGUUCGUUCGUUACAAGCGCAGUGCAAUUCGCCGCUAAUAGCCCCGUUAUUAUUUAAAGGGAAACUAAUGUGAAAAACGCAUUUCACAAAGAAUUCAAAACAAAACGUAGACCAAAAAGGCAAAACCUUGUGUGUCUAACGCGAAAUCGCAGUGCAUUUGAGUAUGAAAUUCAUUGUGAAGGAAUGUCAAUUUGUAUAACCCAAACAGAGCAAAAUAUCAAAGUAAAAGUUUUUCGUUUUAAAUGAGAAAAUUCAAAAUAAACAGGAAAAAGUGAAAAAUUUGGAAAUUUUGCAAAUACAAGAAGUAAUAAAUAAAGUGCCCAAACAAUUAAAUGUAAAAUACGCAAAGUGUUAACAGAGCAUAGUUUAUGUUUCCGAGAGAGGAGCGGUAAUUUGUUUCCGAAAAAAAGUUUGCGUAUUUCCGGAUUAUUUUCUCAAGUCUUAUCUAUGCCAACAGCAGACAAUGCUAGAUUUUGGUGAAUUCCCAAACAAUCAUCAUUGCCAUCGUCAUCCUCAUCAUAACAACAAUCGAAAACAAAAUAAAUAGAAAGCCGCUGAAGCUGCAGCAUCUAUUGUUAAAUUUCGUUGUUGUUGUUGUUUUGUGUGCUACUGAGAUUAUAAAUCAGAGUGACUGACGGCCGAAAACCAAAACAGAAAACCCCAACAAAUAAUAGACGGGAAAAUAAUCUACUUGGAGGCCAAUAAAAGUAGACAAAAGAAAAUCCAAAAACAACAGCCACAUCAGGAAAAUAGAAAAGUCAUUACUGGCAAAGUAGUAAUGCAAGCAAGCAGCAAGCAUAGGCUGGAAAAUUUAUUAAACAUAUUUUGUGGCUAAUGAAAGCUGCUCUUCAAACAUCAACGGAUGGUAGUUGGAAUAAUCUGCAAACAAAAAAAUCUUAAAUUCAUCCCCUCGCGCGAACAAUAGGGACGAAAAGGACCAUCUAGUAGUUAGCUGUCAACAUUUACAUACAGGGACCUUAACAGCAACGACAAGACGAAGGACAUACAUUGCCAUACAAAAGGACUAUGAUGAUAGUCAAGGAUAAAAAAGCUUUUUAUUGAAAUAAUCCAGCUCAGGCGAAAGUUAAAUUCUUCCAUUUCCUCUCACAACAAAGGACACCCAACUCACACAUUCAAAGAUAUUAAACGCCCAGCAUUAUCUUCUUUGAAUUCAUGCCACCACUUCAUCAGCUACUUGCAGACUAGUAGCAAAAUCGUUCGUUCCAACCAUUCAACUGGUUGAAUUUCAAGGCUACGCCGUAUAGCGAAAAACAUCUUUAAGUUAUCACCUCCAUCAUCGCAUCGUAUCCAUCCCUCAGACAAAAGGACGUGUAGCAUUUGUCACGUUCUAACCACCCACCCCAACAUCCCAAGCUCUUGGAACUUCAAGAUCUCUAUAUGCUAAACUACGCCAACAAUACUACCACUUCCAUAGUUGUUGCUUCCAACAUCAACAAUCCCACAAGCAUAACAAACAUAUCCGCCGCUGCUGCCGCCAGUCUCACUCAACCUGCCACAAUGAAGUUGUCAAAGUUAUCCAACCAAACAAACUCCCAGGAUCCACAGGCCGUUAAUUCGCGCAUCUUUGUGGGAAAUUUAAAUACGUUUCAAUGCUCGAAAACCGAUGUGGAGCGUAUGUUUCAGAUUUAUGGACGUCUUGCAGGAAUAUCAAUGCAUAAAGGUUAUGCAUUUGUGCAAUUCACAAAUCCUUUUGAUGCUCGGAAUGCCUGCCUCGGUGAAGAUGGCAAAAUGGUUUUAAGCCAGACAUUGGAUGUCAACAUGGUGGCCGAACCCAAGGCCCAUCAAGUAGGACGCAAGCGGCAAAAUAUUAAUAAAACUGGCAAUGAUUGGGACUACUUUUACGACAGCUACUAUGCCUCGACCAUGAAUCGCAACAAUUCGAUACGACCGAAAAAACGCAAACGCCUUAUGAGCAAUUCCAGUCGCCUGGUGGCCAUGAGUGAUGCGGUGAAUAGCAGUAACCUGAAUGCUGCCAUGGCAGCUGCCUCAAUGGCUCAGCAGCAGCAACAGUUGGUACAGCAUCAACAGCAGCAACAACAACAUCAUCAACAGCAACAGGCCGCUGUUGUUGCAAUGGCAGCCAUGGCCAAUCUGUUGCCACAACAGCAAAUGAUGCUUCACCACCAGCAGAGUAUGUUGAGCAAUGUCAAUGGAACAGCUGCCACGUGCAAUGGCGCCACAACGGCACCCCAUCAUACCAGUCUGAGUAUGUAUCUGCAACAGCAACAACAACAGCAGCAGCAACAACAAGCGGCAGCUGCUGCCGUUGCUGCGGCCCAAUAUGCCGCUGCAGCUACCAAUGGUUCAUUACAAUUGAAAAUGUCAUCACCAUUGAUGGCCGGCCCCACAGGACAGGCAUCGACGAAUUCAUUGCUUGCCCAAGACAAUGAUCAAUUACUGGCGACCACAACAGCAUCCUCGAACCACCAGUCACAUUUGCAGCAGCAACAACAACAGCACACAUCAGCAACGUCGGCCCAUAUCAUCCAGCCGUUGAGUUUGUCGGUGGCUUCACAACAUCAGCAUCAUCAUUAUCAACAGCAACAACAACAACAGCAGCAGUUGCAAAAACAACAGCAACAACAAUAUCUAUAUGAACAGAGCCAACAACAACAGCAGCAGCAACAACAACAACAACAGGAAGACCAAGAUCAAUUAUCAUUGAACAAUGCAUGGGGACCAUUCAAAGUUUACAGCAAUCCGGACACAUUAAUUUGUGGCAAUUGUCGAGAAUGUUUCAACGAACUGGCUGAGUUAUUGGACCACAAAAGGACUUAUUGCAAACUACGCUUUACAUGCAAAUGCCAGGAUCUAACGAUGCCAACAAGAAACCCAGUCAUUGGCGCUAAAUUGUUGUGUGCCGUUUGCAAGGAUGCCUUCACCAAUCCCUGGGAUCUAAUGGUGCAUGCCCAGGCAGCCCAUAUGGUCAACAUUUAUGAAUUGGGCAGUGAACCCAAUAACAACAGCAGCAACGCGGCCAACAAUAACACUGCCAACAUCCUCAAUGAGGAGGCCAACCUAACGGGGACAACAGAUGCAUUAGCAUCGGCUACAAAUAUCAACGUCAGCGCCAAUGAGCCGCCCAAUAACAAUGGUCCACAUUGCAACAAUGACAAUGACUCCAACAACAACAGCACCAAGAACCACAAUGGUAUCAUCAUAUCGCGUGAUGCAAAUUGUUUCUCUCUCACCGGUAAAAUUGAAGCCCCCACCACAUUGGGCGCCAUCACCACAUCGGCAUCGUCAUUGUCUUCGUCAUCAUCGCCAUCACCAUUGACAACUACAGUGGCCAAUAUAAACGGCACGGAUAUUGGAGUAACGACCAGCGCCGUCACCAAUGACACCAACAAUAACAAUGCGUGCAAUGGCACUGCAAUGUCGCUGGAACUGGGUCACUCGAGUGAUACGGAGACUCAUUUGGAGCUUAAAUUUGGCAUUUGCAAUAGUCCUAUUGCCACAAUUAACAAAGAGGAACCCACAAAUCUUGAUGACGGAUCGCGAGAUGAACGCAUGUCCGAUGAUGUAAAAGUGUUACGCAGUAAUGGUUCCGUAUCUUCACGAGGCAGUACCCCAACCAUGGACAAUGAGGAUGUGGCACGAAUGCAACAGAGAGCCUGCAUUGUACGCACUUUAAGCUUUGAGGCCGCCGCCACUACCACCAGUGGGAGCACACCAACAACAUCGGCCACACUUGGCUUAAUAACCAACAGUUUGGCUUUAGGCCUGAAUAGCAGUAGUGCGGUGUCAUCAGCAGCUGCUGUGGCGCCACAAUAGGGCAUACCACAGGCUCAAGCCGCUCAAACUCGUACAUUUAAAUUCCCGAAAAACCGCAGAAAAAAAGUAAAAAAUUUCAUCAGCCAUGCCCAUCCCCGUGCUCAUCAUCAUCAGCAGCAGCAUCAACAUGGAUAUGAGAAUAGCAGCAACAACACCACCGCCCCACGUUACACAACAAUGGCCACGGUGGCAGCAAAGACAGCAGCAGUGGCAGCAGCUUCCGUUGAAAACAAACAAUUUGUUCGCACUUUUAUGUCCUGUUAUCCUCUGCCGACCCAUUGUGUCUGGAGAUCGGAACAACAAAUAUUUGGCGGACAGCAACGCUGAUGGCUGGCAAACGCCUGUGGCCAGUAUCACCACCACCAACACCUCCACCAUCACCAUCCGCAACAUCAGCAGCAUCCCUUAGCCAGGAAACAACAACAAAAUAAAGCUAACCAAAUGAACGUCAAGAUUAUAAAUAAUUUAAGCCUUCAGUUGCAGUUCAGUUGAACUCUCCAAAAACUCAAAACAAUGGUAAAUAUAUUUGAGGAUUGUUAUUGCAUUUUAUAGUUGUUUUUUGUUUGGUUCUCUCUUUUUUUUUGGGAAAAUUGUUUUGUGCUCUUCCCACAAAACGAAAACCAUGCCCUCACACGCGAAAAUGAAUAAAAUUUGUUAUGCGGUAACGACGAUGAGUACGAGAGAGUGUUUUUGUGAAAUAUGGUUUAUAUUUGUUUUUGGAACUAUGGUAAAUAACCGCUGUUGUAUUGAAAUUCAAAACUUAAUAGUGGUCUUUAUUAUAAAAAUAAUCCAUACGGACAAUGAUGAGCACACACACACAUUGGAAACUUCUUAAAGUUAAUUUUGUUUUUAUACCCUACAACACUAUGUGUUGGGGGUAUUAUAAGUUUGAUUGGGUCAAAAAUUAUGUAACACCUCGAAAUAUUGGUCCACCACAUAGGAACCUAUAUAUGGAUCUUCCCAUCUGAGUGAGUCGAUCUAGCUAUGUAUGUCCAUCCGUCUGUUCAUGUUAAUUUGUAAUCACGCUAUUAUGGUCCUCAAUUGAAAAUGGAGUUGAGGUUUGGGUCAAAAUAGAAGCCUACUGUUUUUGGAGAAGGUCGCAUAAAAAGGGGUUGAAAUGGACCAAAAACUGAAAAAUUCUUGACUUUGCCCUUGCUCUACAUGUUGACGCGCAAUUUUGCAUGAAGUAAGAAUUUAGGGCUGGAAGCUGGAAGAAGCCUACCAAUAUGGACGGUCAUCGGACAAUAUUCAGUGGGUAACAUAAACCAUAACUAUUACUUAAGAAAAUACGGAAAUUUUAACUAAACCGCAAAUAUAUAUAAUUCAGGUGAAAUCACAAAAUACAUUAAAAGGCCACUUCAGACCACUAUUGUAAUAUCGGAUAAUUAAGGUUAAAUUAAAAAACUGCAACAAAGUCAAACGCCAUUGUUGUGACAUUUAUUUUUUAUAUUUUAUUGAAUGAAAGCAAAAAAAUGUCGGAAAUAGCAUCAAAUUUUAGAAUAAGUUUAGAUUUUUUCGAAUUGGUCACCUUUGUGUUCUGUGGUAUUUUGGCCCAUUCCCGGCGAAGCGUUUGCUUGAGGUGAUCGACACUUUGGUAUUUUUUAGGGCCAACCUUGCUUUCCAAAAUACUCCAGAUACAAUAGUCCAACGGAUUUGUAUCCGGAGAUUUUGGUGGCCAUUGUACGCUGGAAAUGAAGCAAGGAACCUCAUUUUGUAACCAUUCCUGGGUGGGUCAUGUUGGAAUGUCCAAGGUCUGCGGCCAAAAUGUUUGCUUGCCCAAGCUUUUAAUACACCCUCUAGAAUAUUUUCACGAUAAUUCACGCAUUUAUUCUGAUGCUACGGUCGAUUAAUACGAGUUGAGAGCGACCAUCUUCUGUUAUGGCGGCCCACACCAUGGCCUGCGCUUGAGUUCUAGUGGCCGACCGAAGGUGCACAUUUUCAGCUUACGUUUUAGGCAAGUAAACACUUUCAUCAUUUUGUUUGUUUACAAACGGCUGGACAACGAAUGUUUUCUCAUCGGAGAAAAUCAAAUUCGGCUGUUUACUACUUUCGGCCAAGCGAAGCUACUCUUUAGCUCUUUUAAGUCUAUUUUCUUUCUGUUGCAGUGUAAGUUUUUGCACUUUUGGGAAUUUUAAUGGCUUUACUCUUACCCGAGCUCAUUUUUCAUUAUUUGCCGAAUGGAAUAUUGCGAUGUGUUCAGCUCACGAGUCAUUUUUCGUCCACUGUGACGCGGGUUAUGAUAUUUGGACAUAAGGGGGCUUCCAACAUAUUUUAUUGUUGUAGGGUAUCAUAUGGUCGGCCCUGCACGACUUUAGCCUUUGCUUACUUGUUUUUAUGCCCUAAACAACAUUGUGGUAAGGGUAUUAUGUCUUUGUGCACUUGUUUGUAACAGGGAGAAAGAGGCGAGAUAUACCCAUAGGAUUUUCAUAUAAUUACUUUCUGAGUCGAUUUAUGAAUGUCUGUUCAUCCGUCCGUAUCCGUCCCAUUUAUUGUCCGAUUGAGAUGACAUUUUGCAAACAAUAUUUGUUUUGGGCCAAGGACGAACCCUAUUGAAAUUAGUGAUAAUCGGAUCAGAUUAAGAUAUAGCUCCCAUAUAUCUUCAACCGAUUACGGGUUAAUUGCGCACCAAGUGGCCAAUAUAAGUCCUAAUGACCUGAAUUUUGGUAUAUUCCACCGAAUUCAGUCUAGAAGCAAUUACCUCAAAUUUGGAGAAAAUCGGUUCAGAUAUAGCUAUAGCCCCCAUAAAUAUGUUUCAUUCGAUUUGGUGUUUCAGUCUCUCACAUGCAUAAUAUGCACUCCAAAUCAAUGAUAUUUGGUACCGGAUUGAGAUCGGUUCAGAUUAGAAUAUAUCUCCCAUAUAUACCUUUAUCCGAUAUCAGGUUUAUUGUGCAACAAGUGGCUAAUAUCAGCCUAAAUGAACUGAAUCAAAUUUGGCGUAAAUCGGUUCAGAUAUAGCUUUAGCACCCAUAACUGAGUUUAAUCCGAUUAGGGGAUUAAAGUCCCUCACAUGCGUAAUAUGAAUUCCACAUCAAUGACCUUUGGUUUCUGAUAUCAUAUACAGCUCUAAAAUAAGUUGAUCAAAUUUUGUUUUGACAUGAAUUUUGGCACAUCCUACAUAAUUCAGUCUAGAAGCAAGUACAUCAAUCGGUUCAGGUAUAGCUAUAGCUCCCAUAUAUAUGUUUCAUCCGAUUUGGUCCCUCACAUUUUAAGUCCCUCACAUUCGUAAGUCCCUCACAUUCUUAACAUGCAUUCGACAACAAUGAUAUUUCGGACCAGAUAUUUUAUAGAGCUCGGAAAUACACUUGCCAAAUUUUAUCGAAGUCGGCUAAGAUUUGAAUAUAGCUUCCAUAUAUAUCCAUUAUUCGAUUUCAGAUUUAUUCUGCAAAUAAUGGCUAAUAUCAGCCCAAAUAGAGUGAAUUUUGGGACGUACGUUUCUAUUUUGUGGAACUCGGUUCCGAUACAUAUUUUUUAAUAUAAUCCUUCUCGAAGUGAUAUCAUGCCCUCUAUAGCAAUGUUAUUUGGUAUAAAGUACAGGGUUGCCCAUAUUCGACGGACCUUUGGGCCCAAUCCAAUCGACGAGGCUUGUCCGCAGGCAACAUUCUUUGCGUCAAUUGUAAAUUUUGUACGGGAACAAAUGCAAAUCAAUGCGAAUAAUCCGUUGUAAAGUGGACCGAGCCAUUUCCAAUUGCUGAGAACGGCGUUUUUGGGAUGUUCUUGGGGACCUCUCAACACUGGCUCGUACGGCAGCGAUAUUCUCGGCCGAUCGCCUUGGUCGACUUUUAUAUGGCCUCUUCGGAUUAGAAAGAGCCUUACCAGUCGAAAAUUUUUCAUAUAAACGCUUAAUUGUGUUCUUAGAAGGUGCACUUCUCACAUUUUUUAAUGUUUUAAAAGCACGUUGAGUUUUCACAAUUGACUUCUUCUGUUGAAUGUAAAUUUCAACUAUUUCAGAGCGGUCGUGGUAUGAUCUACUUCAAAUAAAUCCUAUAGUAAUGGGAGCUCUACUAAAUGUGCAUAGGGGUGUUGUGUAUCAUAUUGUCGGACAAGCCCGACUUUUGACUUUUCUUUACUGGUUUUAUUUAUAUGGUGUGUAAGUUCGACUUUUGAAAAUGGUGAACUUUUUGAAAAUGUGAACUACAAUACAAAUCGUCGUUGUUUAUUUUCACAAAACAUUAAUUUUUCUAUUUUUAAAAAAAUAAAA